GCUUUCUCUGUCAGGGGAGCUAAUAAAAAUUACUUUUUUGUGUGUGUUAAAACAGAUUCAGUCUAAGUACUAAUGAAAGACGCUUUUUUUGAGCAUUGAUUAACAUCAAGUAUCAAGUUACAUCAUGUCUGAAAACAGUGAUAAGCCACCAGCCCCACCAGUCAGACUUGAAAGUACAAGGAAUGUACCCACUUUACCAAAAGUAGCGCCUCCUAAAAGAAUUCCUGGAAAUCCUCUAGAAAGCAUGCCAUCUUUGAUUUCAAGCAGAGAAACACUAUCUCAAGAUUAUAAACCACUACCUAAAGAACCAGACAGCAGAGAAGAGAAAAAGAAAAAAAUCAUCAAAGGAAGUAAAGUUACAAAACUACCAAAUGACAAGCCUGUUAUAUCUUUUCCUUCCAACUUUGAGCACACUGUUCAUGUUGGCUUUGACCCACAUACUGGAGAGUUUACUGGGAUGCCAGAAUCAUGGGCAAAAUUGUUGCAGUCUGCAAAUAUUUCCAAAUCAGAACAAAAGAAAAAUCCACAAGCUGUACUAGAUGUUCUAAACUACUAUGAUACCUCAUCUAAAGAGCGUCAAGAUGAAAAGUUUAUGCUCAAUGUAAAUUCUUCUAGUGCAAGCUCAUCCAAGUCAAAUCUUUCAGAUAAGCUCUCGGCUAUGGUUGUUAUAUCACAGAUGAAACAGGAUUCAAGCCCAACAGCCUCAGGGGAUGGGGAAGAAGAAGAAGAGGAUAACCCACCACCACCAAUGCCAGCACGACCAGAUAAAACUAAAUCUAUUUAUACAAAACCAAUAGAGCAGGAUGAAAAGUCAGGAGAUACUGGAGUUGAUAAUAAAAUAGAAAAGCCCAAAAAGGCUAAAAUGACAAGUGAAGAAAUAAUGGAGAAAUUGAGAACCAUAGUUUCCAUUGGUGAUCCAAACAGAAAAUAUACCAAAAUGGAAAAAAUUGGACAAGGAGCUUCAGGUACUGUGUACAUAGCUGUAGAAGUGGCCACAGGAAGAGAAGUGGCUAUUAAAACAAUGAAUCUAUCUCAACAACCAAAGAAAGAAUUGAUAAUUAAUGAAAUUCUUGUGAUGAGGGAAAAUCAGAAUCCAAAUAUUGUCAAUUACUUAGAUAGCUACUUGGUAGGAGAAGAAUUAUGGGUUGUUAUGGAGUUUUUGGCUGGUGGAUCUCUAACUGAUGUUGUUACAGAAACUUGUAUGGAUGAAGGUCAGAUAGCAGCUGUAUGUAGGGAGUGUUUACAAGCACUAGAAUUUUUACAUGAUAACCAAGUGAUACAUCGAGAUAUCAAAAGUGAUAAUAUACUUUUGGGCAUGGAUGGAAGUGUUAAACUAACUGACUUUGGCUUUUGCGCUCAGUUAUCUCCUGAGCAGAGCAAAAGGUCAACAAUGGUUGGAACACCAUACUGGAUGGCACCUGAGGUUGUCACUAGAAAACAAUAUGGACCUAAGGUUGACAUCUGGAGUUUAGGAAUAAUGGCAAUUGAAAUGAUAGAAGGAGAACCCCCAUAUUUGAAUGAAAAUCCUUUGAGGGCAUUAUAUCUUAUAGCUACAAAUGGAAAGCCAGAAAUUAAAGAAAAAAGUAAACUGUCCCCUGUCUUCCAAGAUUUUCUUGACAAAUGUUUGGAUGUAGAUGUAGAUAAAAGAUCUUCUGCAUCAGAGUUGCUCAAGCAUCCAUUUUUACGACUAGCUAAACCAUUGGCAAGCUUAGUGCCAUUAAUAAUGGCAGCUAAAGAAGCACAGAAAAGUGGCCAUUAAGAAGGAAACAAUUUAUCAUAUCAUGUCACAGAAAUGGAUGACCUCAAGACUUUUCUCUUUUACCAUUUUGAUCUGCAAAUGUAUCAAGAGAAUUAUUUCAUUCAUACAAAUGAUCUUCCCAUAAAUGCAAAGGACUCCAGUCAAUGAUAAAUUUGUUGGAUUUUUAAAAGCAUUUUUGUCUGCAGUAAUGCUAACAGCUUUAUAAAGCUAUUUAUUUUAACAAAUUUGGAAAUGAAAAACAACUAUUAACCUUACUAAUAGCGAUGCUUAUUUGUUUUAAUUCUUUAAGACCGAAAUGACGCUCCCAGCAGUUGACAGGCUGGCCUGCCAUAACGUAACGACGCUCCCAGCAUCCUAUAAAAUUUUCUCUAUUUAAUUAGUUGUUUUUCAGAAUCCAAGUUUUUAAUCAGAAAUCUAGGUCAUGAUAACGCUAGAGCGGCCAUUUUUGGUUGUAUUUACUUCUUGCAGUUUUUUCAUUUGGUUGAUUUUUGUAUUUUAUUAAAAAAAAAUUGUUUAAACAACUUGCAAAACAGCAUUUUUUAACACUGCCAAAUGCCGUUCUAAUGAGUUAAAUUAUAACUAAAAAAUAUGGCGCUUUUAUAAACUUAAAAAUAGGUUUCAAACUUUAACUUUAUUCACAACUCAUUUAAGACUUGUCAUCUUAAGAAUAUGAUCAUACAGUUAUCACAUUUUUUAAUGAAAUGUUUGUUUUAUAUGUACCUAGGCAUCAAGAAGUUGAGCAAAAGGCAUGUUAUAGCUUACUGAAAAUGUUAUGAGUUAGAUUUCUGGUAAAAAUGUAAUGGCUUCCAAUGUGAGUUGUAGCUAUAAACCUACACAACUUUGAUUGGACUUAAGUAAAUGUGGCUACACAUUUCUUUUACUUUUAUAUACUUUUAGUAAGGAUUAGCAAUAUUUGUCUGCCUUACGGUACUUUAAUACCCAGUUCUUCCAAUGACUUUUUAUCAAUGUACAAGCUAUAUUGUACUCAUCAUUAAAUAAAAUGCAUGUGUUUUAGUUAACUUGAUAUGUGAAGGUUCUUGCUGCACUAUAAAUCCUACAAUAAAUACUUUGAGGGCUAAGCUAGAAUAUUUGGAUAAGCUCAUAAUAAUGUUAUACAAACUACGUCAGUGAACUAGUUUUUAACAGACACCAUAGCCAAGAAGCUAACCAAUAGAUAUUAUUUCCAUACAUUCAAGAAACAAAUAUGAAAACACCAGUUGACAACUAAUAUAUUUAAUUUUUAAUCAAUUCGAUUUUUAGUCUUAAAUCAGCAUUGUAAUUGAAGUAACAGAGCCUGUUGUUUACUUUAAUGUCUUUUCUUAUUACUAUUGAGCAGUAUUCUUUUUACUGGUGAACAUUGAUGGGCUUGUUCUGAUGGUGUUAACAGUACCUAUGAAAAAUAUUCCUACUUUAGAUUGGUAAACAUUAUUUUAACUAUGUUGGUCUUCAAAUAAAUAUUUCUUUAACUUCUUUACAGUUACAUUUUUGUAUAUAGAAGUUCAUUACCUACAGAUAGCGCCUAACUUUCGAUGUUGUUUUUAUGGUACAACACAUUUUAAUGUAAAUAAAAAAAAUUAUGGUCAUGAGUUUGCUGUACAUCAUAUAUUAUUCAUGAAGCAAUUAAUUAUAAUUAUUUUACUAGUACUAAUUUAUGACUUUUCAAAAUAAAGACUAAUUUUAAAUUCCAGAGCACAAACUACUGUUACGAUUGCAACAAUUUCUUUUUACAUUAUCAUUAGUUAGACGACACUAGUAUUGAAAUUAAUAUCUUGCUAAAUUAUUUAUUAAAUUGUUUGUUUUUAUUAAAAAUAAAUAGGUUGCUUUAAAAGUUAAAAGGCUGUAUGUAAGUUGUUGUAUUUUACAAAAUAUAUGUAGUUCAGAAAAAUGUUGAAAGGUUUAACAAAAACUUACAAAUAAUUUUACUCACAAAGUAAUUUUAUUAGAUGAUUUUGGUUUCACUGAAGUUGAAAACUGGCAUUAUAAACUUACACUACACUCACUACUUCCUUUCAUAUAUGAAACAGUUGUGUGAUCUCAUUGAAUAAAAGAAAUGUACUAAGCACAUUUGAAUCAUUCAGGGGUGUGGUUUCAGCAUUAAGGUAAAGGCCUAUUCUAUGAAUGUGCUCUCACCAUUGUUGAACCUCUUCCUGAAAGAGCUUUCUGAACUCACUUGGUAGGACAAUUUACUCCACUUAAUUAACUAAGUAACUUCAUGCAUCUUCACUAUAAAUUACAAUUAAAAAACUUUGGUUUGUAAAAGUUUUUAAAUUUAGUUUAAUGAUUUAGAAUUAUUCAGAUCAUUUUGUGCUUUUUAAAAAAAUUUUGCUGGUUAUUAUGGUUUUUAAUUUCGGUUUUGAAAAAAAUUACCAGUAGGAAAUGUUUAUUUAUUAUGAAUGACAUAAAUGUAUUUGAAUUGUAUGCUGAUAUUAUUAUGUGAUUAAUGCUUCAAUAAACAUUGUGUACACAUUAUUGUUUGUUUCUGCCAUCCUAGGAACAAUUUUAAAAUGUUGAGUACAAUAAAAUUUGCUCUGCUUUGGGUUAAGAAAAUUUAUUGUGAGCUAUGUCAAUAUCAGAACCUUUCAGCAUUACAAGAUUCUUUCAUUAUUUUGAAGUUUUUCUUUCCUUUGUAAUACAAAAAAAUUGAGAAUUUUAUCUAGUUUCAGCUUAUAUCAUCCGAAAGUUGGGGCGCUAAGCAACAAAAAAGUUGACAGUUAACAUCCUUAGAAAAAAAUAGGGUUAAAAGGAACCACAUUUGACUCUUUAACAAUGCUUUAAUUUGCUAGUGCUUGUAUAUUUUUUAAAGCACUGUAUUCUUGCUGUAAUUCUGUUAAUGAAUAUAUUUACACUUGCUUAAGUUAAGGUGCUAUCAAUUUUUAAUAAGCUUUUUAUGUAUAUUACUCAUAAUUUACAAUUUUUAAAAAUUUCUCUUUAUUCACUCCAUAAUUUUUGUAUAAAAAUGAGUGUAAAUUACUGAAUAGUGUAUAUAAAAUUCCAUUUUUUUCAUGUCUAAUUUUGUUUCAGUAGUGGCCAAUGGAACCAAUUUGUAAAGUCUUAAUUUCAACAUUUUCUAUUUGGUUUCAUGCAAGAUUGUAUGUAAUAAAUCAGGUGAGACAGGUUAUGAUUUAUUAAAAUAAUUCAGGGUUCAAAAGCUUGCAUAAAUUUCAAUGUUUGACCCUCAACAAUUUGGAAAGAAAAUAGUCUUAAAAUAUGGUAAAGCAUGGCCAAAGACAUUUUUUGAAAUUCAUAAAUAAUCAGGUUUCAAAAAGUAGCAGUCAAUUAAAAACUUAAAGUAUAUCAGUUGAAAAAAUACACUAAGUGCUCUUUUUGUUUAUAUGAUACAUGGUCUAAAAAGGCUCCUUUCCAGCUAAUAUAGACCAAAACUGUUAAAUAAUGAUUUGCAACAUCAAGAGAAUCAUGAGCUAUGCAACUGUUGCAUACAAUAUUUUUUUCAUUGCUCAAUGUGCACUCAGUUUUAAAAAGCUGUGCUAUUAUAUAUUAUUUUGAUAUUCUAUGUAACUGUCAAUUACUGUCAUGUAGUUUUACAAAAAAAAAAAAUAGUUCCCAUGAAGCAGACAAAUAUAAUAGUAUGCUCUGUGGAUUGUUUUGUUCUUUUUGUUUUUUGAAUGCUGAGGUUGCUAAAUCCAUUGCAUGAGCAUAAAAUUAAAUAUACUAACCAAAAAAAAGGUGUUCAUAACAAGUUAUGUUCUUUUCUUGUGCUUGAAAUUAUUUGUAUGUGUUUUAAAAAUUGAGAUAAAAUCAUAUAUAGCAUGUGGCUUUAUUCAAAACAGUGUGGCCAAACAAAAUUGUUUUUAACAUCAAUACUCAGUUCAUCAAUUGUUCAUGACUUGUACUAUUUUUCUCUCUCUGAGUAGCUCCUAACUGAAUUUUGAUACCUAAAUUCUUUCACAAUUCCUGAUAUAUUAAAAUGUAUGAAUAAACAGUGCAC
Molecule: messenger RNA, 5705 nt
Organism: Physella acuta
Lineage: Eukaryota; Metazoa; Mollusca; Gastropoda; Physidae
Product: serine/threonine-protein kinase PAK 1
Biological process (GO): protein phosphorylation; actin filament organization
Molecular function (GO): ATP binding; protein serine/threonine kinase activity
Source: RefSeq, a predicted model, not a curated record